UGAACGACUUCACAUAUGGGGAACAACGCGGCGUCGGCCGCAAAGGUUGCCCCGCAGGAGUGCAAGAUGGACGUUAUGACGACACCAUCGAGGCAGUGGACGAGAUCUCCGUUAGGACAACACACGAUAGAUGUGGACGCGACGUUGGCGGCGAUUGCGAUUCCGUGGCACUGCAUCCGACUCGGGACCAAGUUGCCAGACACGCAUGCGCCAUGGGUGUGCAUCAACAAGAGCUGGUGCAUCGGUCCCAACUACAUGUCACGGGUUAUCGUGAAGCAGAUCGACGACAGUCGCUUGGACGCGAUGGCGCUGGCCAAGGAAGUGCGGGUCAUGAAGCAGUUGAGUCAUCCGAACGUGGUUCAGUUCGUCGGGAUGACCUGCCACGGCCCUUACUCGUAUGUCGUGACCGAAUGCUUGGAGAACGGUGACUUACGGCAGUGCCUGCAACGAGUCAACUUGGAGUCUCAUGUUCUCGGCAUCUUGCGCGACGUUGCAUGUGGCAUGUCGUAUCUCCAUUCGCGCAGUCCCCCCAUCCUCCAUCAAGCGUUGCAUUCCGGCAACAUUCACAUCACGUACGUACAUGCUUCAUACUCAUCUCAUCCAUGUUUCCAGGCAUGACUUCCGAGCCAAGAUCGCCAACUUUGAGUGCAGCCGGUUCAAGCCGCCACACAUACAUGCGUCGCAGCCGUGGAUAGCCCCCGAAGUGCUGGAUGCUUCUUCUGUCAGUGGCGAAAUGGCGGACGUGUACAGCUUUGCACUAGUGAUGGCAGAAGUGCUGAGCCAGCGAAACGAAUCGCUUGGGGUCGAGUUGGUCCAGCUGUACACGGCUUGCUUAGCUAAAAAUCCCACUGAUAGGCCAACGUUUCCGAGAAUACUCGACCAGUUGACAGUAUUAUUAAUAUAGCUUCUUGUAAAAUAUAUUUUCGA
Messenger RNA from Aphanomyces astaci, 927 nucleotides. RefSeq names its product TKL protein kinase, variant. Bases 16 to 618 code for a protein of 200 amino acids. The transcript is spliced from 3 exons. Gene Ontology annotation, biological process: protein phosphorylation. NCBI's taxonomy places the organism in Eukaryota, Oomycota, Saprolegniomycetes, Saprolegniales, Verrucalvaceae. Gene Ontology annotation, molecular function: ATP binding; protein kinase activity. The record is from RefSeq and is a predicted model, not a curated record.